Molecule: messenger RNA, 3606 nt
Organism: Hemicordylus capensis (graceful crag lizard)
Lineage: Eukaryota; Metazoa; Chordata; Lepidosauria; Squamata; Cordylidae
Gene: PRCP
Product: prolylcarboxypeptidase
Exons: 9
Coding region: 152-1663 (503 amino acids)
Biological process (GO): negative regulation of systemic arterial blood pressure; angiogenesis involved in wound healing; proteolysis
Molecular function (GO): dipeptidyl-peptidase activity; serine-type exopeptidase activity
Source: RefSeq, a predicted model, not a curated record
AAGAGCAGCUUUACCGUAUAGAUACAACCUUGGCCGGCGAUGGGCGGAGUCAGGUGGGGUGGGGGGGUUCCUCGUGCCUGCUCUCCCCCGCCCUCCCGAAUCUCGGUUAUAAAAGGGGAGAGGCGCAGCCCAGGUAAAGGCUGUUGAGCUGAUGGCUUCUCUAAAAAUGGAUGGCGGGCGGUGGGGCUGCCGCCGGCUGCUUCUCUUCUUCAGUCUUGCCGGUGCUGUCGGCUGCGUCCCGGGGUUCUGGGAUCGCCCGCGCCUCCGCUCGGCGUCCCGCACGGAUCCUGGCCCCAUCCUUGAUCCCCGCCCUUACUGCACCUGCUACUUCCCCCAGAAGAUCGACCACUUUGGCUUUUCAGAAGACGGCACAUUCAAGCAGCGCUACCUCAUAUCAGUUCAGCACUGGAUGAGAGAUACCGGCUCGAUGCUUUUCUAUACUGGCAAUGAAGGCGACAUCACCUGGUUUGCGAAUAAUACAGGUCUCAUGUGGAACAUCGCUGAAGAGCUCAAUGCCAUCUUGGUCUUUGCUGAGCACCGAUACUAUGGGGAGUCUCUGCCCUUUGGAAACAAAUCAUUCGUUGAUGCCAAACAUCUGAAUUACCUGACAUCGGAGCAAGCCCUGGCAGACUUUGCUAUGCUCAUUCAGCACCUGAAGGCAACGAUCCCAGGCGCCCAAGAUACUCCUGUGAUCGCCAUCGGGGGCUCUUAUGGAGGGAUGCUGGCUGCCUGGUUUCGGAUGAAAUAUCCUCACAUAGUUAUUGGAGCUCUCGCAGCAUCGGCCCCCAUCUGGCAGUUUGAAAGCCUGGUUUCCUGUGGCACUUUUUACCAGAUAGUAACACAAGACUUUGAAAAGAGUGGGCCGCACUGCUCGGAAAGCAUCCGGAAUUCCUGGGCGGCCAUUGACCGCCUCGCUUCCACAAAGGAAGGCUUACACUGGCUCUCGACUGCAUUUCACCUGUGCAGUCCGCUGAAAACGGAGACAGAUGCUGCUGCCUUCAAAGCGUGGCUAAGUGAGACGUGGGUUAACUUGGCGAUGGUUGACUACCCAUAUAAGGCUGACUUCUUGCAGCCUCUUCCUGCCUGGCCUAUUCAGGCGGUUUGCCAGUACUUGAAAAAUCCCAAGGUGUCAGACAAAUUGCUGCUCCAGAAUAUCUUCCAGGCAGUCAAUGUUUACUUUAACUACACAGAACACACACCGUGCCUUAACUUAACUCAGACUGCCACCAAAAGCCUUGGGAUGCAAGGCUGGUAUUAUCAGGCCUGCACCGAAAUGGUGAUGCCCAUGUGUUCAGAUGGCAUCCACGACAUGUUUGAGCCUCAGAAGUGGGACAUCCAUCAAUACUCUGAAGACUGUUUCAGUACCUGGAAAGUGAGACCUCGUCCGUCUUGGGUCCCCAUUUCCUAUGGGGGGAAGAAUAUUAGUGCGCACACCAACAUCAUCUUCAGCAACGGUGGGCUUGACCCCUGGUCUGGGGGCGGAGUCACUCGGAACAUCACGGACUCUCUCGUUGCCAUCGUGAUCCCGGAAGGGGCUCACCACUUAGACCUGCGCUCCAACAACCCUUAUGACCCGGCCUCUGUGUUGCAAGCCCGCCUUCUGGAAGUCCAUUACAUGAAGCUGUGGCUGGCAAAGUACAGACUGGAAAAGUGCCGGAAGUAACUGGAAUUGCUGGAUUUUGUGAUCAUGGUUUCCCUUUGACAUUGGCAGGAACUGAUCACCUCCUUGGCUUGCUUGACGAGCAUGCUGUGGGGUUUUUUCCACUCCUUUCCUCCUCUCCUGACCCCAAAAGAGUUAAAUUCGCUCUCUUGAGUCCCCCCACCCAAAUCCAAAUUCCUUGGGACUGUCUGGGACUCUUCAUUUUCUAGGACAGGAGUUCCCAACCGUCAGUUGCCAGAUGUUGCUGGACUACAUCAUGGGUGGUAUAGUCCAACAACAUCUGGGGAUGAAUUUUAUCCAUCAGCUGUAUUAAUGAUUUUGAGAGAGAGAGAUUAGCCAGGUUAAUUGUAUUAUUUCAGAGAUUCUCCAAUUUGGGUCCCCAGAUGUUGUUGGACUAUCAUGCCCAUCAUCCCCAGCCACAAUGGCCUUUUGACAUUGUGGCUGGGGAUGAUAUGAAUUGUAGUCCAACAGCAUCUGGGGACCAAGUUUAAGAACCCCUGUAUUCUGUGGUUCUGCACAAUACAAACCUAAAUGAAUAUUGUGCAUAACCGCAGUUGGUGCCUCUUCCUUGGUGCCUUUUCCUGUUGUUUUUCCAGCUCCUGGCAGGCUGCAAGUGGCACCAGCAGAAUGCAGGAGUGCUUUUCCCCACUCCUUCCAAGGAAAAAGGCUACAUCCAAACUGCGUCAGAUACUAUCGGCACAAGAAUCCAGGAUACCUGUGCACAGCGUUUCUGACAAUGGGGUCCAUCACUGCAAGUGUGGGAUGUUUUCUGAGCAGGUCCUUCUCUCUCCUCCCUCCAUCCCUUUAACCAUCGUUGGCUUUGGUAUGGAGAGUGUGGCCCAGCACAUCAUGUAUGGAAUUUGCUGGCAGAAGAUGCUUAGUCUGUCCAGCAGGGAACAAAAUGUUAAGCCAGCUUGGGGGGGUUUCGGGGCAAAGCUCAGUGGCAGAGCAUCUGCUUAGCAUGCAGAAGGUCCCAGGUUCGAUCCUUGGCAUCUCCAGGUAGGACUGGCAAAGAAGCCUGCCUGAAACCUUGGAGAGACGCUGCCCAUCAGAGCAGGCAAUACUGAGCUCGAUGAACCAAUGGUCUGACUCAGCAGGCGGCAGCUUCCUACGUUUCCUCUGCCAGAUUACAUGGAGGCAAUGGAGGCUGAAGAUCUUCUUGCAUCUUACUGAUCUGAGGACUGAAAACAUUGAAACUCUGAACUUUAUUUGCCAAUAUUGGGGCAUCUACGUUUGCCUUUCUAAUGUGGAUGCAGCGUCCGUAGCUGUUUUUGUCUCCAAGAGGCAAAGUCUUGUUUCCAUUAAAAGUUCAUCAUGGGGUUGCUGCUGUUUUAGCUGGCUGAGGCUGAUGCUAUAUCAGGUUGGGAAUUUCCAACCUCAUGUUUGCCACUGUGUGUGUGUGUGUGUGUGUGUUUGUUUAACCCUUGCUCUGCCCAUCACUUCCCCCAGACCUUAUCCUUCUGUAUCAUUUUGUGUCCAGCUAGACUCAAAUCUUUCGACAUGGCUGCAGGAAAAAGCUGUUGCAGAGGCGAAGAUCCUGGGACAAAGCACAAUGGGGAGUGAAGAGUUAAAUGCCCCACAGACAAAGAUCCAGGCACCCCUGCAUUGGUGGCAUCACGUCUCCUUUUCAGCCUGGGUUGUAGUGCCUUGCCUGAAACUUUCAGGGUUAUUGCUGUAUGUGAUGUUGGGGGAGGAAAUGUGCUUCCAGCGUUUGGCUUGCACUACUAGUUUGAAAAGGAGGAAAUGUACAGGUUGAGUAUCCCUUAUCUGAAUUGCUUGGGACCAGAAGUGUUCCGGAUUUUGGACUUUUCCAGAUUUUGGAAUAUUUGCAUACUGUAAUGAGUGAUCUUGGGCAUGGGAUCCAAGUCUAAACAUGAAAGGUUACUGUACACUCUAUUUUAUUUCUUUAGGUUUUAUUUAAAGAAUAAAAACAAAUAAGCAUUGUA